CAAUCCAAUAGAAAUGGAACUUCCCACCAUACACUUAGCAAACCUUUGGCCUUCAAUUCUUCAUGUUCAUUUCAUUUUCUUGAGCUCUAUGAGCAUACAAUUGUUGCAACCUGCCAAUUCUCUCAGUAAAAUGGGAAAUGAGACUGACAGACUUGCACUUCUGCAGUUCAAAGCCAAGAUUGGCAAUGAUCCAUAUGGAAUCUUGAGCUCCUGGAACGACUCUGUCAACUUCUGCUCAUGGCAAGGGGUUGCUUGUGGUCACAAACAUCAGAGAGUUUUGUCACUAAAUAUGCAGGGGCUUAGUUUGUCUGGGACCAUAUCUCCAUAUAUAGGAAAUUUCACUUUCUUAAGGUUCCUCAACCUGGUUGACAACAAGUUCUAUGGUGAAAUUCCCCUGGAAGUUGGUCGCCUAUUCAGAUUGAGAAUUCUUGACCUGUCAAACAACACACUAGGUGGAGAAAUUCCACUCAAAAUCACCUACUCCUCAGAGCUCAAGGUUUUGAAUUUAACAAGAAACAGGCUGGAGGGAAAAAUUCCUGCUGAGCUGGGCUCUUUAAAGAAGCUUGUAACACUUAGGCUUGGGACAAAUAAUCUCACAGGAGAGAUCCCACAAUCCCUUGGAAACCUUUCCUCUCUCAAGGUCUUUUCUGUAGGCUUUAAUAAUCUGCACGGAAAUAUUCCUAGCGAAUUGGGACAAUUAACAAGUUUAAUCAUCUUUGUGAUCAACUUCAACAAUCUAAGUGGUACAAUCCCUCCCACCCUUUAUAAUAUCUCAUCUAUCAGUCUCUUUUAUACUUCAUCAAACAAACUGAGUGGUAGUCUCCCAGCGAACCUAGGCCUCACUCUUCAUAACCUGCAACAACUUGCCAUGGGUGGCAACCAGUUUCAUGGAAGCGUUCCUGUUUCAUUGGCCAACGCUUCUCAGCUUCAAGAUCUUGACAUCUCUCGCAACUUUCUCACAGGACAAGUUCCUACCAAUCUGGGAAAUUUGAAUGAUCUUCAGCGGUUUAGUUUGGGGCACAACUUUCUGGGAAAUAGCACGAGUCAAGAUUUUAAUUUCAUAACAUCUUUGUCAAACUGCAGCAAUCUAAAAAUUCUAUUUUUUAGUGCAAAUAAUUUUGGUGGCUUGUUACCUCCCUCCAUAGCCAAUUUGUCUACACUUUAUGUAUUGGGCAUGGGAAGUAAUCAUAUAUCAGGUAAAAUCCCAAUAGGGGUUGAGAAUCUUGUCAAUUUGUACGAAUUAGCCAUGGAGAUAAACCUUUUUUCUGGUGUUAUUCCUUUUUCAUUUGGGAAGCUUGGAAAGCUGCAGUUAUUGAAUUUAGGAGGAAACCUACUGUCUGGUGAAAUCCCAACAUCCCUAGGUAACCCUGAACUGCAGCUGCCACCAUGUCCUAUCCAAAAAAAGAAACAGAAAAAGACUUCCACAAUCAUAAUCCUUGUCACAACCAUCAGUUCAGUUGUGUUCUUCAUGACAAUAACCUGCCUCUGUGUUUUCUAUCGGCGAAAGUCGAGAAGGAAUCCUCUUUCCAAUUCACGGACUCUGAACCUUCUCCAAAGACUUCAUAUUGCAAUUGAUGUGGCUUCUGCACUGAAUUAUCUUCAUGACCAUUGUGAAGUGCCAAUCAUUCAUUGUGACUUAAAACCAAGUAAUAUUCUUCUUGAUAGUGGCAUGACAGCUCAUGUUGGUGAUUUUGGAUUAGCAAGGUUCCUGACCAAAACAACCAGCUGCUCUUCUCAAGGCCAAACUAGUUCCAUUGGGAUGAAGGGAACAAUUGGGUACAUGGCUCCUGAGUAUGGCAUAGGCAGUGAGGCAACAAUAUCAGGAGAUGUUUAUAGCUUUGGGGUAAUUUUACUGGAGAUGUUCACAGGGAAAAGACCAAUUGAAGAAAUGUUUACAGAUGGUCUAAAUCUCCACAAUUUUGUCAAAGCUAAGCUCCCAAGACGAGUCAUGCAAGUUGUGGAUCCAGUACUUCUCACAACAGGAGAACUAGGGACACCAACAAAUAUGGCAGAAAAUAUGGAUGACAAUGACAUUGAUGAUACUCAAAUAGAGAUCCAAGAACAUGAUUUCAGUAUUGAAAAUUUGGGAUCAAAGGGAGAGGAUGUGAAAAAAUGUGUGGUAUUAGUCCUUGAACUAGGACUUGCAUGCUCAGUAGAAGUACCAGGAGAUCGAAUGAAUAUGAGGGAUAUCACAAGAAAAUUGAAUGUCAUCAUGGAAGCUAUUCUGCGGCUGAGGACUCAGAGAGGCAAGUGAGGCCAUGAGAAAUAAUGCUGGAGUUUCUGAAAUUUGCUGCUGAAAAUAUUUUGAUGUAAUGUUUUUACUUGCAAAGGAUUGAUUGUCCAUGUUUUUAGAAUUAAAUUUCGGAAGUUUGUCUUUGGUGUGGUUUUGCUGACUUGUAAAGGCGCCCUUUGCCUAUAAAAAGGAGAGUGUAUUUGCUAGAAAUAAGUGUGAAGUGGCUGAAAUGAGCUGUUA
This is a messenger RNA of Hevea brasiliensis (rubber tree), 2473 nucleotides long. RefSeq names its product putative receptor-like protein kinase At3g47110. Gene Ontology annotation, biological process: protein phosphorylation. Lineage: Eukaryota; Viridiplantae; Streptophyta; Magnoliopsida; Malpighiales; Euphorbiaceae. The transcript is spliced from 4 exons. Bases 14 to 2254 code for a protein of 746 amino acids. Gene Ontology annotation, molecular function: ATP binding; protein kinase activity; protein binding. The record is from RefSeq and is a predicted model, not a curated record.